This is a messenger RNA of Aedes aegypti (yellow fever mosquito), 2851 nucleotides long. RefSeq names its product ubiquitin carboxyl-terminal hydrolase 38 (gene DUBAI). Gene Ontology annotation, biological process: protein deubiquitination. The record is from RefSeq and is a predicted model, not a curated record. Gene Ontology annotation, molecular function: cysteine-type endopeptidase activity; cysteine-type deubiquitinase activity. Gene Ontology annotation, cellular component: nucleus; cytosol. Lineage: Eukaryota; Metazoa; Arthropoda; Insecta; Diptera; Culicidae. The coding region runs from base 124 to 2742 and encodes 872 amino acids. The transcript has 9 exons.
ACAAUCAUCAUCAGUUUCGUCAGCGACAAACAAGGAAGAAGUGCACAAAAUUUUGGAAUUUGUGCAAUUUUAUUUUGUUUUGUCGUGAAAAUAGUGCCAAAUCUCUAAUAAUGCCGUAAAAGCAUGUUUCGAACCAUCGCAGAGUUGAUUGAUAUUAAUAUCGCAGAGGAAAUAGCGUCCAAUAAAGCUGGUGCAGCCUCGAGUCGAAAAAAAUUGCAGAUUGCUUUCAGGUUGAUUCUAUGUUUUGAUGUUUGUAAAAGUGAAAUUGGACAGUCUACACAGAAUACGGAAAAAAUUGGAUGGGACAUUCUCGAAGCGAUCGAACCAAACACGGUAAAGGAAUUGAUCGAUGUUAAGAUUUUAGUGAAUCUUACUAAAGGUAAUUGCGGACCGGAAGUUGAAAAUCUCCAAGCUGUUCCAAAAUUGCGUGUGUGGUUCCUGCAAAAUCUGCAUAAAGCAAGUAAAACCAUGGCAGUCAAGUGCGUUGCAGAGGUACCUCACAGUCAACCCAAAUAUGACAUAAACCAAAUGAUUGAACAUAUCGAGAUGCUGCUAGCGAAUCCGGAAGCCAUUCGAGAUGAUAUUGAGGGGGUCAAAAAGUUGUGCGAGCAAAUUGUUCUGUACCUUGCACAUACUCCGUUGAGAAAAGACAUGCAGCUGGAAAAAUUGCGCCAUUUCCUGCAGAAAGUUUCGUACCAUGUACCUAAACAGCACACCGUUGAAAUCGUCGAAGUGUGUUUAAAAACUCUCUACAAACAUAUGGUUUCUGAUGAAGAAACAUCCAUUUAUGCUUCGGUUGUACUGGACCUCUUGGAUAAGAAAGAACUGAUCAAACAGGGCGUUCAAUGGAUUUUUCAACAGGACAAUGAUACGAAGGCUAUCAAGAAGGUAUUCAAAACGUUAAUGUCCUGGUUAACGGCCAACAAUCAGGCAAACGACCUUGUUACUUGGAUUUCUGAAAUCAUCACCGGCCUUCAAGAACUUCAAAAACACGAUGUGCUUCUAGAGCUUUCAUGCAGUUCAGUAAAAUCGUGUUCAAUGUAUUUUCAAAAACACGGUUAUCAAACAAUUAUGUGUUCCAUAUUGUUCCAUAUACUGGCGACUGUUGAACAUUCGCCUGAUGUUUUCCACAUGAUCAUUCCCAUAGCUCCGACAAUACUGCUAGAAUUGGGCAAGCAAAAAGAAAAGAGUACUGAACUCGGUGAUGACUAUCAGCAACGAUUUAUCGACAUUCUUACAUGUUUGAUGAUACGAUUUCCUGAUCCCGAGCAUCAAUACAGAGAACUGAAGGAGUGUUUGAAAAGCUACCCGCGGUCAACUCACUUCCGGCAAGUGCUGAAUGGUAACAUAGUACCAAACUCAGUAAUGACCUCUGCUAACGCAAGAGUUGGAUUGGUGAAUCUUGGGAACACAUGCUACAUGAACAGUGUAUUGCAGGCUUUAGUAAUGACAAAACAAUUCAGCCGAGAAAUACUGCUGUCUAAAAUUGAUGCUCCGUUGUUUGACCAAAUCCAGGAACUACUAGCUCUGUUGAUACACUCACAUCGUCAGGAACUGAAUCCCCGAGCAUUGCUUGCCGCUGCUCGCCCUCCUGAUUUCGUUCCUGGCUACCAGCAAGACUCGUCCGAAUUUCUGGGGUAUUUGCUAGAAAAAUUGCACGAACAAGAGAAACAGUUGAUAAAUAAGCGACAAAGGCCUGCAGCAACUGAAGAUCAAUCUCAGUUGGUAAAAUUACCUUCAGAAAAUCCCAACACGAUGGCAAUAGAACAGAACAGCAUUGUCAGUGAAGCCCGUACUACUCCACAGGAUACUACUUUGAAUGAAACCCUACUUCGGCCAACUCUCAUACAGCGAAUGUUCGAUGGAAAGCUGUUUGUUACAUACCAGUGCGGAGUUUGCGACUCGAAAAGUACUAAUCUCGAUGCUAUACGAUCUUUCGAACUAUCCUUCCCAGAAUCUAACGGCAUCAAAACAGAAUACUCCGUGCAAAAAUUGCUUGAUUUUUACUGUUCCUCAGAAAAGUUGAUAGGCGAUAAUCAAUAUUACUGUGAUAAGUGCAAGCAACUUUGUGAUGGAGAACGUUCAAUAAGGAUUACGAAAUCGCCUAGAAAUCUAAUCCUAACGUUAAAGCAUUUCCGGUAUGAUCUACACAGACACACGAGGGCAAAGCUGAUGAACCAGGUGCAACACAAUGAGACCAUAUCGCUAAGGGUCACUCCAGAGGAAGGGCAUCCUUUUGUUGUACAGUACUCAUUAUACGCAGCAGUGGUACAUGCCGGAACUAGUAUGGACUCCGGCCACUACUACACAUAUGCGCAGGAUGAACCAGACUGCUGGUACAAGUUCAAUGAUAACUACGUAACCGGAUGUUCAGUGGAUGAGUUGCACGCUCUAUCUAGUCCCAAUACCCCGUACAUUUUAUUUUAUCAGAUGUCCGCUCCAUCCACUGAUUGCACGAUGAGCUUAUGCAUAGAUGAUGAAAUGGAGCACAAUGCUUCAGCGAAUUUGGAUUUGGUUUCCACUGACGAUGUUCCUGAUUGUCAGCUUCCCCGACUGGAAGAACUUCCUCCGCGUUUGCGAGAUUUGGUUCACGUCCAUAAUCAAACGUACAAAGAGGAAAAGCGCAUCACAACGCAAAAACGUUUCGAGGUACACCCCAUGAAUCGCGACACAGACGACGACCCACCGCCGAAUUCUUGCGGAAGUAAUUCUUUUAACUACACUAACCGAUUCAUCUUUUAACGUACUGUAUGGAGUGUGUGCUGGGAGCGUUUAAUUGUAAGCACUGAUGUACUGCGAGGUGUAACAUAUUAAAAUGAGUUAUCGUUCAGAGCCCAUUAAUGACGACGUA